UCUCUUUACCUCUCGAUCACUCUGUUCUUCGAUUUCUCCGUUCUAAGAACCCUAAUCGCCUCUUUCUCUCGAUCUCUCUAUUCUUCAAUCUCUCUGUGAUUAGAACCCUAAUCGCCUCUUUCUCCCUAAUCGCCGCUUUCUCCCCAAUCAGCCUCUGUCAAAUCUGAUGCCUCUAAGAAAGAAGAAUGGCGGCGGAAGAGCAACGCGAAAUAACUCAAAGCAACUGGCGACUGUUGGGGCUUCCCAGAAAUCGAAUCGGAGACCUAAGGGGCUUCCCAGCCAGUACACCUUCACACCGAUGAACCCUCAUGGCACAACAAACGUUUCUCAGGAGAGUCAUGUCCCCGUUUUUCAGCCUGCAACGAAUCCUACUGUCAGAGACUAUCCUCCUCCGAGGAAUCUUUUCCAGCCUGCGAGGAGCUAUCCUGGUGCAUCUCCUGCUGAUGAAGCUCGAAGAGGUGGUCCUCAACAUCUCGCUUCUACAUCGAAUACACCUCCUCUCUCGAACCAGCCUUCAGUGUUCAAUCAGCAUGUUUACUCGAAUCAACCUCGACCCUCUUCUCAAGCGCGAGGCUCUAUGUCACACCACAGUUCUCAAGUUCAAAACUCACAUGAGGAAGAAGAUGAUGAAUCUGGUUCUGAGGAAGAUGCUGCAGCAGAACCAACUCUCCCAGAAGAUCAGCUCGCUACUUUAUAUGAGCUGCUUCGCGUGCCAGGCCGUGAAUUGUAUACGACUGUCCUCUCUCCCAAGUUGGAACCUGGAACAACUUGGUUUGGUAACGACAGGUCAGCACUUACCCGGAAGAUUACAAAGGUUUUCACAAACAAGUUUGAUGGGCCAUUUUACAGUUGGGGUUGUGUGCCUCUGAAAAAAAAAAAAAGAGAUACUUCCUUGAAUUUGCGGAAGUGGAAUUGGGAAGACCUCCAACUAUUGGUGAAGUUUUUAUCAGGACUCAUACCAAAAAGGAUGGAACAUUUGUUGAUGAGAAAGCUCAAGAAGUUCAUGAGGCAUAUAAGAAGAACAAGGAAGCUAAGUUGGCUGCACUCGAGAAUGAGGAGACUUCUGACGUCUACUUUCACUAAUGAUAGAGGAGCAUAUUUUGGAGUUGGAAGCCUAGGGGAUUACAUCAAUGGGAAGCGAAAGUACCCGGGAAGCACUUCUUCUUUCACAACAAGCCUGCACCAACAGCUUGAGGAAGCUACUCGGAAGAUGGAGGAACAAGCAGCUAUUCAAGCAGAGCGUGAAGCAGAGGCUUCACGGGUUUUAGUUGAGCAACAAGCUGAGAUCAAGCACUCGAAGCUGGUGAAGAAGUACUUGAGCAAAACUGACCCCAAUUUCCUUGCUUUCAUCAACUCUGAGUCCUCUGCAGAUGAAUAG
Molecule: messenger RNA, 1378 nt
Organism: Capsella rubella
Lineage: Eukaryota; Viridiplantae; Streptophyta; Magnoliopsida; Brassicales; Brassicaceae
Exons: 4
Coding region: 167-1378 (403 amino acids)
Source: RefSeq, a predicted model, not a curated record